Messenger RNA from Adineta ricciae, 735 nucleotides. The record is from the annotation of a GenBank genome assembly. Lineage: Eukaryota; Metazoa; Rotifera; Eurotatoria; Adinetida; Adinetidae.
AUGUAUUAUUCAUUCUUGACUUUUUUUAAUUUCACGAUUUUGAUUGGUUUGACAACAACGUCGACUUUAUUGAAUCAAUUGAGAAAACAUAAAACGAUUACAUUUCAGUCGAAAUUUAGUUCACCGAAAGAAAUUCAGAUUGUUGAAAAUACAAAAUUUAACUUAACAUGUUUAUUUCUCUCGAAUUUUCCUCAAAUUGAUAUUUUUUGGCUUCACAAUGGAACAUUAAUUCAAUCAUUUCUAUCAAAAACAAAGGAAAAUGAAGACGAAAAUUCUUUUCUUGCCGUUUCAAUUGUUUCAACAAUUUCUAUUGAAAAAGUUCAUUUUGAUAUGAAUGGUUUUUAUCAAUGUAUUGGAGUUCAUCAAGAAAUCUAUGCUCAACAAACAUUUACUGUUAAUUUAAAUCUCAAUGACAAAUCCGAUGUUUAUUCGAUACCAACAAAUUUUAUCAAAGAUUCAUCUUUUAUCAUUCAUUCCGCGCAAGCUUUGUUCGAACCAAGAAAGUCUCUAUCGUUGUUUUGUCGUGUGGGUACUCAGCAAAAACAAUGUCGAAUUCAGUGGUUUAAUCCCAAUGAUGAAUUAAUAAAUACACUCGGUGAAAAUACGGAUUUAGACAUUGCAAAUGCAACAUUUGAAAUCAAUAUGGGCUUGUAUACAUGUGAAAUUUGUUGCACUGAUCAUUGUCAAAAGUUAACAUCGUUUGUUUAUCCAGCUGAAGAAGAUGAACAAAAGUAA